This is a messenger RNA of Papaver somniferum (opium poppy), 3414 nucleotides long. RefSeq names its product protein PLASTID TRANSCRIPTIONALLY ACTIVE 16, chloroplastic-like. NCBI's taxonomy places the organism in Eukaryota, Viridiplantae, Streptophyta, Magnoliopsida, Ranunculales, Papaveraceae. The transcript has 14 exons. The coding region runs from base 173 to 2815 and encodes 880 amino acids. Gene Ontology annotation, biological process: mRNA processing; regulation of mRNA splicing, via spliceosome. Gene Ontology annotation, cellular component: spliceosomal complex. The record is from RefSeq and is a predicted model, not a curated record. Gene Ontology annotation, molecular function: RNA binding.
CUCUGUGCGAAGAAAGAGAGAGAGAGGAAAGAUAGGAUUUUCUGGAAACUCAAAUGUCGCCCUAAAAUUCUCACUCACUCACUCACUCACUCGAUUCGAUUUACUUCAAUCUCAAUCAAAUCAAAACAAGAAUCAAAUCCUCUUGGAGACCUCCAAACCAAAACCCUAAAUCAUGUCAGGCGGUUUCUUUAGGGGGACGUCAGCUGAUCAAGAUACUCGAUUCUCUAAUAAACAAGCUAAAUUACUUAAAUCGCAGAAAUUCGCUCCCGAAUUGGAUCAUCUGGUGGACAUUAGGAAGGUGAAGAUGGAUGUUGUUAAACCAUGGAUUGCUACACGUGUGACGGAGUUUCUUGGUUUUGAAGAUGAAGUUUUGAUUAACUUUAUAUAUGGACUUCUAGAUGGAAAGGAAAUUAAUGGGAAGGAGGUACAAAUCCAGCUUACUGGGUUUAUGGAGAAAAAUACUGGCAAGUUUAUGAAAGAACUGUGGAAUUUACUUCGUAGUGCUGAGCAGAAUGCUAGUGGUGUACCUCAACAGUUUUUGGAUGCUAAAGAAGAGGAAAUUAAGAAGAAAAAGGAAGAAGCAGAUCGGAUUACACUUGAGAUUCAAAAGAAGAGGGACAUUGAGCAAGAGAAGGCUAAGGAGAUGGAUGGCGAGGUUGAUAAAACGAGGUCCCAGAGUGACGGUUUCCAUUCCCUCCCGAAGCGUUUGCCGCCCGUAGGCGAAGAAGAUAUAGCAUCUGAAGAAAGGAACGGUUCGAGGGGAAACAACAGGCUCUCUAGAUCUCCACAUUCAGCUCAACGUGGCCUUUCACCUAAAUUUGGCAGGAAGCUAUCGAGGAGCAUUUCUAGAUCCCCUCCACGCAGGCGCUCUAUUUCUCCUGAUAGGCGAUAUCGUUCUCCAAUUAAACGUUCCAUAUCUCCUCGUCGCAGGCCGUCACCACGAAGACAUCGAUCCCCUCUGAGACGGCGAUCUCCUUACUCAAGACGUAGAUCGACAUCACGUUCAUGGCGCAGAUCUCCUUCCCCAGCUCGACGCAGAUCUCGCUCUCCUGCUCGACGCAGAUCUCGCUCCCCUGGUCGACGUAGAUCUCCCUCCCCUGCUCGACGUAGAUCCCCUUCUCCUGUGAGACGCAGAUCCCCUAUUCCUGUGCGUCGUAGAUCGCCAUCUCCUGUCCGACGUCGUUCUCCACCUCCGAUGCGCAGGAGGUCUCCUUCACCUCGCCGGCGCAGAUCUCCAUCACCUUUUCAAAGAAGAUCUCGUAGAAGAUCACCAACUCCUCGACGCAGAUCCCCUUCUCCCUUUCGGCGUAGGUCACCAUCUCCGUUAGGAAGCAUAUCACCUCCUCGUAGGUCACCAUCUCCAAUAUCACCUAAAGUGAGCAGAAGAUCACCAAUGGGAUCUCCCCAACAAAGAAACAGGAGUCGUAGUCCAUAUAGAAGCAGGAGUCCUGUAUAUCGAAGUCGUAGGAGCUUGAGCAGGGAUCGUGAGAUUCAAACUAAUGGCAUGGGUUCUAAAACAAAUCGUGAUGAUUAUCCAUCCCAAAGGAUUCGUGGGAGAAGGUCACCAGUUCGGCAUACCCCUGAGAGGGAGGAGGUCAAAUUGUCUGAUCAGGAGCACAGGGCAUUGGAUCCUGUGUCACGUAGACCACAAGUUUCUUUGAGGUCACCACAGCGGGAACCAAGAAAGCAAAGUGGUGUUCAGCGCAAGGUACCUGUUCGGGUGCAUUCUCCGGAAAAAUCUCCAAGUGGGUCAGAGUCCCCACCACCUAACAGGAAAGUGAUUUCUGGGGAUGACAAGAGGACCUUUAGUCCAUCAGAGAGUCCUCUCAGGGUAACACGAGAACUGAGAAAUCGUGCUGAAAGUGCAAGUCCUGUGAGGCAGAUAAGAGAUCACGGUGCUCGUCACCGUGGUAGUCCAGAAACUAGUGGGGACGAAGAUGCGAGUCAUGCCAGGAGGAAUGCACGUCUUUCUCCUCGAAAAAGAACCAGGCUUUCGCCUGCAGCUGCUUCAAAGAACAUGCAUGACGAAGAGUAUUCUCCUGAAGACUCUGCUCGAGAUCAGCCUGGUGAUGCACGGAGUCGUCAUGCAGAUAAUGUAGAAUCUAGAAAGAAGGAUCGUGAUUUUAAGAGUGAGAAAGCUUCUGUGAUGGCUGAACGUCCUGGAAGGAAUACUCAAAAUAUAUCAUCACACAGUUCAGACGUAGUUGACUAUGGGCAUGGAAGGGUUGAGGGUGAAAAGUCUAAGUUGGAUGUCAUCCCUGAUGAACAAACAGGUAGCAAGAAGCGGUCCCGCUCAAGCAAUUUGGAAGGCAAUGAACAAGGUGACAAACUAGAAGCUUUGCAGAAACCAACAAAAAGGGUUGACCAUCAGAUAGCCACUUCUGAUUCUGAUUCCGAGGAAAAUGAGAAGUAUAGGAUAGGUGGAGUUGACAAGAGAAAAGAGAAGGAAUCAGAGAGGCAUCAAAUGGCUUCUGGCGAUGAUGCCAGUGAUGAUUCUCAAAUCGAUACCAAGAAGGAUGCAAAGAGAAGAAGGAAAGAAGAAAAGAGGUUGCGGAAAGAAGAGAAGCGCAGGCGUCGUGAAGAGCGCCACCGGAAAAAGGAAGAACGUCGUGCAGGCAGGCUAAAAUCCAAGUCUAAGGAUACAGUGCCUUCAGAUACUAAGAAAAACCAGAAGUUUGGUGAUGAUGAUGUUGCUUUGAGGAGGGAGUCUCAUCUAAGUGACACUGAAGAAGAUAUUGAUCCAAAGCAACAUGAGAUUGAACUGCGAAAGAGGGCUCUUGAAUCGCUCAGAGCAAAGAAAGCCAUCAACCCCUAAAUUGCUUUGUGCCCUCUCGGAACAUCUGAUCUUAUUUUCUCGUUACUUUUCUAGUUUAUGUUAAAUCAUUAUCUUUCAGUAUGGUUAUUUUUUUCUUGUAGCAUAGGACAAUUCAGUGUUUCAGUGUGAUUGUCUGUCUGAUAUAGUGUUGCUUGCUUAAUGUAGUCUGUUUUUGCUGGUGGCAGCUUGAACUGGGUAUAUGAAGAUUUCCUGAGCUAUUCUCUUGAUGUGCAAGUUAGUCCACCUUUGCUAGAUGAGAAUACUGUCAAGUAGGUGACUUGGUUGAGCAGGCCUAAUGCAGAACUACUUUUGAACAUCGUGAAUCAGGUGAAAUGUCCGAACAUGCUUUAUGGACUUCUUAUAGACGGAAGGGUUUAGUAUCUAUGGAUAAAAUCUGUACAUGUCAAUAAUGUUGUUGUUACAUUUUAUUUUGUCCUUUUACCUUUAUGUUUUAAUAUUUUGGUUUCCGACCCUUCCUGUCAUGAUGUUAGCUGUUAAAAUCAGUGGAGGCCUUCAUUGUUGAUGUCCACUGUAUUCAAAUAUCUUUCAUUUCAGAACUGACUGAAGUAAAUACCAUCAGUAAUUGCUUUUCUUAUCAA